AUGCUCGCCUCCACGCCCGCGCCAGACCUCCGCGAUUGGGGCGCCUUGUCGACGGGAUCAAUUGUGAUUCCGGGCGUAUUUUUCUGGUAUCUUACUCGCACGUCGGCGACUCUUAGUCGCUUCUCCGUGCUAGGAGGCCUCUGUUUUGUGUCCGUGAGGACUAGAUCGAAACUAACAUUCGGGAACAUUUCAGUAAGAUAUCAGAAAAAUGCGCGUUCGUUCACAAUUCAUGUGUAUAUGAACGGUGCCGACGGGUUUGGCGAGCAGCGAAGCCGUCCAGGCGCAGCAACGCGACGGGGCGGGCCCAGCCGCGCGGAGAAGACCAUCCCACUCGCGGUCUUUUCGGGUUGCGUGUCGCUCGAGCCGGUCAGCUUCCCCACGUCGGUGCGGAGCAUCGGCGAGAAUGCCUUCCGCGGCUGCUCUUCUUUCGCUAACGUUGGAGGCCCCUGUCAGCCCGACAUGACCAACGACGCAAUCCGGUCGCUUGUUGAGGAGCUGCGGAGCGCGAGGAGCGGUAGCAGUGGCGACAGCGUGCAUGAGGCGAUGCGCAUGUCGAUUCUCACAUGGCUCAAGGAGGCGGAGAGUAGCUCGCAGGCGAGCGACGAGGUGGACGAGGCGGACACGUGCAUCGGGUACGAGUCAUCUACAACCACACGCGGCGCCUCCUCCUCCAUCGAACAGCCCCUCCCCGUCGCACCCAAGAUCUGGAUCAAGCCCGUGCGGUCGCGCUGGCUCAGCCUCCUUGAUCCGCGCAGCUACUUCUCGGGGGGAAACUUCUAUUCCGCCGCCCGGCUGCGGCACGUGGACGGCGCCUACGAGGUCGAGGGGUUCGGCGACGGCGUGGUCCGUGCGGCGAGGGUGCACAACCGGCGCCGCCUCGCGCUACAGCUCGAGUGCGAGCUGCCCGGAGGCGGCAUCCGCUUCUUCCGGGCGCGCUGCUUGACAGACGAUGUCUUUUAUGCGCUGAUCGGCUCGUGCGGCGCGUCGCUGGUACGCUUGUAG
This is a messenger RNA of Emiliania huxleyi CCMP1516, 1002 nucleotides long. RefSeq lists its product as hypothetical. The record is from RefSeq and is a predicted model, not a curated record. The coding region runs from base 1 to 1002 and encodes 333 amino acids. Lineage: Eukaryota; Haptophyta; Isochrysidales; Noelaerhabdaceae. The transcript is spliced from 4 exons.